AUGAAAAGAAAACAUAUCACACGACAUUACAUGAAAAGAAAACAUAUCAUACGACAUUACAUGAAAAGAAAACAUAUCACACGACAUUACAUGAAAAUAAAACAUAUCACACGACAUUACAUGAAAAGAAAACAUAUCACACGACAUUAUAUGAAAAGAAAACAUACCACACGACAUUACAUGAAAAUAGAACAUAUCACACGAUAUUACAUGAAAAGAAAACAUAUCACACGACAUUACAUGAAAAUAGAACAUAUCACACGAUAUUACAUGAAAAGAAAACAUACCACACGACAUUACAUGGCAAGCAAACAUAUCACACUACAUUAUAUGGAAAGAAAACAUAUCACACGACAUUACAUGAAAAUAGAACAUAUCACACGACAUUAUAUGAAAAUAAAACAUAUCACACGACAUUACAUGGCAAGCAAACAUAUCACACGACAUUAUAUGAAAAUAAAACAUAUCACACGACAUUACAUGGCAAGGAAACAUAUCACACGACAUUACAUGAAAAGAAAACAUAUCACACGACAUUACAUGGCAAGGAAACAUAUCACACGACAUUACAUGAAAAUAAAACAUAUCACACGACAUUACAUGGCAAGGAAACAUAUCACAAUACAUUACAUGGCAAGGAUACAUAUCACACGACAUUAUAUGGCAAUUAAACAUAUCACACGACAUUACAUGGCAAGGAAACAUAUCACACGACAUUACAUGGCAAGGAAACAUAUCACACGACAUUACAUGGCAAGGAAACAUAUCACACGACAUUAUAUGGCAAUUAAACAUAUCACACGACAUUACAUGGCAAGGAAACAUAUCACACGACAUUACAUGGCAAGGAAACAUAUCACACGACAUUACAUGGCAAGGAAACAUAUCACACGACAUUACAUGGCAAGAAAACAUAUCACACGACAUUACAUGGCAAGGAAACAUAUCACACGACAUUACAUGGCAAGGAAACAUAUCACACGACAUUACAUGGCAAGGAAGCAUAUCACAACACAUCAUCUAAAAAGGAAACAUAUCACAACACAUCAUCUAGAAAGGAAACAUAUCAGACGCAAAUGAAACAUAUCAAACAGCAUCCUUACAACGUAAAAUCAACAUCCGCGACGGAACGGACAUCUCCAUUACCGAAAUACUGAGGCCACAGCGCUGCGUCAUGAAGUGGAGGCGACCCCGUCACUGAGUGGACACGGCCGAAAUAUCAAGGCCAGCACGCAGGCUGUUCACGAGGAAGUGAUCGAUACAGAUCAUGUUUACGAGCGUCCCUUCCCACCUUAAUGAAAUGUUUCGCCGUCCUUGCCGCUGGAGUAGCUGGUGUGCAGCUUGGCGCUCCUCAUGAGGUGGAGCUUCUGACUGCGCGGCAGCUUGAAGCCUCGCCGCUGGAUGGCGGCGCCGAGGUGGUCACGAGUCAGCAGGGGAGUGGGGCGCCGCACCACUCUUUCGUACUGGUACUCCUGCUUGGCCUUGCGACCCGGAGGCAUGAUCCUGCACUGCGGCCGGGCGGUGUUGAUGCCGCGGUUCCCUUUGCACGUCACGUGGCCAAACUCCAUCCUAUUCAGGUCUCGAGAACCGCAACAGUAUUCCUGCUGCAGCUUUCUGGCCUCCGCCCUCACCACAAACUUCCCAGUGGUGGCUUUCUCUCCAGCGUCAGUCGUGAACAGUCGAAUACUGCUCAUGGCCUCAUGCGGGUGAACCAAGACACACCUCGUGAAGGCGUUCUUGGUCCUCAUCGUAGGUGCAUGGUUGGGAAGCUCCUGGAGACAGGCGGCUCAUUCUGGCGCCCGACGCAUCUGAUUGGCUGUUCAGCAGCGCGUCUGUGAUUGGUUCACUUCGCCUCCCAUCUCUCUCUAGCUCUCGAUGACGUCAUUUGUAAACAAAACCUGGCGGGAACGGCGCGGGAUAUCAUAGCAGAGACUGCUCAACAUAGACUCAUUCAUUUCCCGGCUAAUAUCAUUGUCUCCUUAGACAUUUACAUUACUCCACAUAGUGUGAUGCAGUGCCUACACGUUCUACAGUAGUAAUACCACCGCUGCACCGCCACAACGGUAGAGAGGGAUGACCUGAUGCCGCUAUCCCGACAUGGUAUACCUCCACCACAGCCUGUAACAGUGGCUGUUCAUCUUCACCCACACCUGAUUUCUUGAGAUGGAAAGACUGUAUGGAACUGGACAUUGGAGUCAAUUACACGGCUCAUUCUGGACCAAAGAAAUCAUGUGAUGGCACCAAACAGAUAUUCUACUGUCGAAGAUCAGGUGUUCAGUCAACGAAGAUUUCCAGUAAGAGUCGUGCAGAAAAGAGCCAAGGUACCUGUAAGAUGGGGUUUUACUGCACCCCAUCAAUUGAAGUUGUGAAGAAGGAUGAAAAGAUUUGUGUGACCUUUUACUCUGACCAUCAUGAUCACAACCUUGAUUUUAACAGCCAGGUUCACAUGACACUUCCCAAGAGUGAACAGGAUAAGAUUGCAGCUUGUGAUGAAAUCAUCAUAUCUGCAAAGCGUAUGAUUACACAAGGGAUCGAACAUGACAUAAUUUUGGACAGAGUGCGGGAGUCAGCAGGCAGUAAUCGAAUGUCUUUCUUAGAAAAGAAGGAUAUAGAUAAUAUUUGUGUUAGGUAUGGAUUGAAUAAAACCCACAGCAGACACUCUGAUGACAGCACAAGUGUACGAUUAAUUGUUAAAGAAAUGCAGGAUGCCAAUGAAGUCUUGUAUUUCAAAGAUCAAGGAGAUGUAGAUUCAGAUAAUCCUGAAAUACCAUCCAAAGAAUUUGUAUUAGGUUUUAUGAAAGGGGGACAAGAAUUAAUAUUUUCUACCCAGAUGAAAUCUUGUGACAAGAUACAGGUAUGCAUGGAUUCAACUCAUUGCAUUAGCCAAUAUUCAGGAUUCCAGAAAUAGCCAAACCUAAGGUGUCAACAGAAGAAAUUAAUAUGAUUCAUGAUGUAAGUAAUGAGGAAACCUAUGAUAGACAAGUUGUGAAAUACCAGGAACAAUUGAAAAACAAAAUUAUGUUACAGCUUCUCCCAAAAUGUAGUGAAAGUAAGGACCUUCAAGUUUUGAAAACUGCUAAUAGCUUGUUGUGUAAGUUAAUUGCAACAUUAGAUGCUGGCACGAGUUAUCCACCAAACAACAGUAACUGGCCUGUGGAUGUGACAACUGUUUCAGAGCCAGGUAAUAAAAAAGUGUGUUAAGCAAGACCGGUUGUAUUCGACAAGGAAGAGAAAACGAGAAAAUAUAGGUAUGUGCUUAAAAAAGCCUAGUUCAAAAGCAAGAUUAAUAAUUGGGGAGAGUCUUGCAAAGUCUGAGUCUGAUGUAAGUGUUCCAGUACUAUCAGAAGGUAGAAUAGACGAUGAACAUAGUUAUUGAGGUAUUAAGGUCUAAGGUGUGAUCGAAAAAUGUGUCAAGUUAAAGGUGUACCUAUCUCAUGUCUUUCUACCAUAGUCCACAAAUUUUUCAGUAACCCUUUGUAUUAAAAGCAAUGUUAGUGUAUCAAGGAAAAAAAAAAGUAGAUGCUUUUGUCUUAUGUAUUGAAUCCUAUGUCCACUGAGUGGUCUGUUUACUUUAAUGUUUGAGGAUUAUUAUAUUAACCAAAGCUGGGUAUACUUGUAUGUAGUAUGUAAUUCUGAUAUGUGUCUGAUAUGUGGUUUUUGGCACUGGCCAAAGGGAAAGGAUAGUGUCAAGGAAAUAUUCGUAGAUGCUGUUGUCUUAUGUAUUGAGUCCCAUGUCAGUGAGUGGUUUCCUUACUUAAAUUUAUUUUUGAGGAUUCGGUAUUAUCUCAACCAAGGCUAUACGUACUUGAAUGUACCAUGUUCUUCUGGAAUGUGUCUGAUAUGUGGCCUUUGCCUCUGGCCAAAGGGAAAGGAUAAAACAACCUAUUAAAAAUGAGCAUGUCAGGAUUGUCAUCGCAAUUAGCAAAAGUUUUUGUUACAUAAGGAGUUUGUAAAUAUAUCAUUAUUGAUGA
Eriocheir sinensis (Chinese mitten crab) is the source of this 3971-nucleotide messenger RNA. RefSeq lists its product as uncharacterized. Lineage: Eukaryota; Metazoa; Arthropoda; Malacostraca; Decapoda; Varunidae. The record is from RefSeq and is a predicted model, not a curated record. Bases 1 to 1080 code for a protein of 359 amino acids. Gene Ontology annotation, biological process: chromosome condensation. Gene Ontology annotation, molecular function: structural constituent of chromatin; DNA binding. The transcript has 6 exons.